Molecule: messenger RNA, 2363 nt
Organism: Cherax quadricarinatus
Lineage: Eukaryota; Metazoa; Arthropoda; Malacostraca; Decapoda; Parastacidae
Gene: Cog6
Product: conserved oligomeric Golgi complex subunit 6
Biological process (GO): intra-Golgi vesicle-mediated transport
Cellular component (GO): COG complex
Source: RefSeq, a predicted model, not a curated record
UACGACGGCGGGUGUGGUGGCCCUAACAUCCAUCAACAACACAAACAAGAUGGCAGGUGACACGAAGGCAGCCGAGACCAAUGAAAAGCUCCCCAAUAAUCCCCUCUCGAGGAAGAUCAACAAAAUUCUUGAAACCAGGCUAGAAAAUGACAAGGACACACUUGAUGCACUGAAGGAGUUAUCUACAUUCUUCUCUGAGAACACAUUAAGGAGUCGCAGGAACCUGAGAGGUGAAAUUGAAAAGCGAAGUGUUGGAAUUAGUGAGGAAUUUGUUCUUGCCCUUCGAGAUGUAAAAGAAGCAGUUGAUGAGAUAUACACAGAGGUUAGCUCCAUGAAUGAGGUGUGUGUUGACAUGAAGCGAAGACUACAAUCAACAAAAUCUGAAACACGCCACCUUAUUCAUCAGACGACCUCACUGCAGAAUCAAAGUAAUAAAUUACACAUGGAAGAAGAUGUUGCUGAUGCCUUUGUAAGAACCUUUCAACUAACUCCUGAACAAGUGGCUAUUAUAAAGGGCUCAACUAGGGAGUCACCAGUUACCCUGGAGUUUUUUGCUGUUCUAGAAAAAACGCAGAAGAUUCGAAACAACACAAAAUAUUUACUGCAGACAGGCCACCAGAAAACAGCCUUAGAUGUGAUGGAGCAAAUGAACGUGUGUCGUGAGGCUGGACUGGAGCGCUUGUACCGCUGGUGUCAGUCCCAGUGCCGCUCACCAGAUCCAUCCCCUCUGCUCACUCAAGCCUUGGCUGCUCUCCAGGAACGACCUGUUCUUUUUAAUUUAGUAACUGAAGAAUGGAUAGUUGUUCGACGAGGAUGGCUGGUGCGAGGUUUCUUAGAUGCACUUACCAUUGGUGGACCCGGUGGCUCUCCCCGACCCAUUGAGCUUCAGGCUCAUGACCCCUUGAGAUAUGUUGGUGAUAUGCUAGCAUGGGUGCAUCAGGCGCUGCCAUCGGAGCGGGAAGCUGCUCAGAUCUUGUUUGCGAAAUGUUCAAAUAUUGAUCCUGUAGAGCAGACACAAUCUACUGUAGCAAGCAUAUCUGAAAGUGUGUGUCGGCCCCUCAAGACACGAAUAGAGCAAAUGAUUGUGACAGAUCAAAGAAGAGAAGGUGGUAAAAAGCCAGUACAGUUAUACAAGAUAAGCAACCUUCUUCGAUUUUAUCAUAACACCAUCCUUCAGGUAACAAAUGCUGGUCUCUUAGUAGCAACACUUGACGAGCUUCACCAGCUGAGCCACAAAAUGUUCAUGUCUGCCUUACAAAAUCAGGUGAGUCAUGUAAGUGAACGAAUCGAGCCCCCCGGAGAAAUGCUAGCUCCAACACCUGGUGUUGCUCGUACACUCGGGCUACUGACUGAAGUAGUAACUGCUGCAACCAUAGCAGAUGAUGCCCAGCAUGACUUCAAGCAGAUUGUCAGCUGUGUAGUUGAUCCACUGGUAAAUGCCAUAAACGAGAGUGCGUCGGGGUUAGGAGCUGUAGAAUCUGCUGUCUACUUACUAAAUUGCUUCCAUCAGUUGCAUUCAACUUUAUCUCUCCUACAUGCUACCGGGGAAAAAUUAGAGAUGAUUCAGGGGCAGAUUGAUGCACAGCUGGAUACCCUGGCUCAGGAGCAGAUUAGUGGAGUUUGUCAUAGUGUUGGUGUGGCAAGCAUGUAUCCCUUCAUCAGUCAUCCACCAACAACACCACUCUCACAGAACCCUACAUGUCAGCCUCUUGCCAUACAGGCUUUCAUGACUAAACUUGAUGGUUUCUUGGCAGCACCUGAUCAUCUCAUGCUCCCUCAUACACGUCUCCUGCUUAGCUCAAAUUUUCGUCGGACUUUACAACAACGAACAGCAGAAGCAAUAACAUCAAUGUACUCCAAACUUUAUGCUCUUGUCCAUGACCCCAAUCAUGGCUACAACGAUCCAAGCUCUCUGCUGACCCGUGAACCAGACACUGUUAAAAAUCUUCUCUCGUAGUGCACUAGUAUGUCUCCCUUGGCAAGAUAGUCAUUGAAAUAAAAAAAAUUAUUUAUGUAUAAAUAAUUUGUCUGUGUAUGUGCAUGUGCAAGGUCGUUUGUACACUUGCACUGUGUUAAUUAGUACAGUAAUUUAAAAGUGAGAGGUCAGAAGUUGUUAGUCUGUUUAAAGAUAUAAUGUUUUGUUUCUUUAUAGUAUAUUUUCAAUAUGUACUAUUUAAUAAAUUAAUUUGUAUUCAUUUUCACUUGUUUGUAUUAGCUUUAUCUUGUAUAUGGAAGAAGAUUUGGCCUAUGUAGUGUAUGGGGACAUUGAUUGUAUUUUGUAGAAGGAUUAUAAUUACUAUCCAUCGAGUUUUGUAAUAAAGAAUAUUCUAUUGUUUUGAGCAUUAAAUGAUUUUCAAAUUUUU